This is a messenger RNA of Rhodotorula graminis WP1, 1617 nucleotides long. RefSeq lists its product as uncharacterized. Bases 1 to 1617 code for a protein of 538 amino acids. Gene Ontology annotation, molecular function: RNA binding; adenosine deaminase activity. Lineage: Eukaryota; Fungi; Basidiomycota; Microbotryomycetes; Sporidiobolales; Sporidiobolaceae. The record is from RefSeq and is a predicted model, not a curated record. Gene Ontology annotation, biological process: RNA processing. The transcript is spliced from 7 exons.
AUGCUCUGCUUCGACCUCGGCCAGGCCAUAGCUGCAGCCGCUCUCGACACGUACACCUCGAUCCCGCCAAACGGCAAGCCUCGCCGUCGCUCCAACUGCCAAUCCGAGUGGACCGUCCUCGCCGCCGUCUGCCUCUACCGCCAGCUCGACAACCAUGCCCACUACGACGUGCGCUGUGUCUCCUUAGGCACCGGCCUCAAGGCGCUUCCUCACGCUCGUCUCCCUGUCCACGGCGACGUCCUGCACGACUCGCACGCCGAGGUCAUUGCCCGACGAGGCUUCAAGCUCUGGCUGUACCGCCAGAUCGAGCGGGCCGCCCGGGACGAGCGCGAGCGCGUACACGGCGAGGGGGACCUCCUCAUCGAGCGAGUCGACGGCGAGUGGAGCCUCAAGCCAGGCUGGAAGGCCGCCUUCUACGUCAGCACCUUGCCGUGCGGCGACGCGUCGACCUAUUUCCUUUCGCUCUCGGCGCCCGUCGACAGCGACCAUGCGCCAACAACGACAUCGUCGACUUGCUCUUCAUCAUCGUCUGGACGAGUCGGAGAAGGUGCGGCCUCGCCCCGGCACCCAUCGCUCGCCGUCGCCGCUUCUCUCGGCAUGCACACCUCGCGCGACCCUCAUUCGCCCACGCCCAGUUCCUCCUCCCUCCCAGCCUCUCCCAUCACCUCAUCCACGCCUACCUCACUCUCCCCUACACCCCCCGCCGUCCACCGCGGCCGCGCGUCCUACUCGACCCUGUCGAUCCUGCGCACCAAACCCGGCCGCGCCGACUCGCCGCCGACGACGUCCCACUCGUGCAGCGACAAGCUCGCCCUGUGGGCGCUCGUCGGGCUCCAGGGCGCGCUGCUCGCCCGCGCCGGCAUGCGCGCCGUCCCGCUCGAGGCGCUCGUCGUCGGCGGGUUCGAGCGCGUGAGCGACGACGAGGACGGGGUCGAGACGAGGGAGCGGGUCCGGGACGAGUGCGUCGGGUUCGCGCCGAGGGCGUUCGAGGGCGCCAGGGAGGUCGUCGCCGAGCGAGAGGCGGUCGACUUGGCCGACGUCGCUGGGUGCGCCGAGUCGCUCAGCUACAUCGCCAACCUCGACUCGGCGCCAGCCGUCGAGAUCAUCACGAACGGCAUUCGGCAAGGAGCUUCAGCAAAGCGCAAACCCGAGCAGCCGCUCGGCCCCAAGAACAGGUCACGUCUCUGCAAGUUGUCGCUCUACCAGACGCACCUAUCCAUCGUCGACAAGCUCAGCAGCAUCUCGGCCGACGAUGCAGCGUCUACGUCCGCAAGAUCGGCGACAGAGAGCGCGCCCCUCGCACGUUCCCCGUCGUCACUUUUCGCCUCGUCCUCGACGUACUUCUCGACCAAGCAUCCUCCGACCACUCCCUCCCCUCCUCCCCUCCCUCUCCUCGCCUCGACGCUCGCCGGCCUCUCAGCUGUCGAGCGGUACCGCCUCCUCAAGGCGCUCGUUCGCGAGCCGGGCGAGGGCCCGUUCGCCGGGUGGCUCGUCAGCGGGCGCGAGUGGGAGUCGUUCGACGCCGAGGGGUGCGUCGGGAGUGUCGCUGCGGAUGCGGUCGUACAUCGGGAGGAGCGCGACAGCGAGGGAGCGAGGGCGGGCGAGGCACAGAUGUAG